Molecule: messenger RNA, 1245 nt
Organism: Strongyloides ratti
Lineage: Eukaryota; Metazoa; Nematoda; Chromadorea; Rhabditida; Strongyloididae
Product: Glycylpeptide N-tetradecanoyltransferase 2
Exons: 3
Coding region: 1-1245 (414 amino acids)
Biological process (GO): N-terminal peptidyl-glycine N-myristoylation
Cellular component (GO): cytoplasm
Molecular function (GO): glycylpeptide N-tetradecanoyltransferase activity
Source: RefSeq, a predicted model, not a curated record
AUGGAUGCCAAAAAAUUAGGAGAAGCUCUUAAAAAAAUGAAAGAAUUAGGAAUUGACCCAAAACAAAUUAUGGCUGCAACUGAAGGAGGUGGUAUUAAGGAUAUUGAAGAAGCAAAAAAUCACACUUAUGAAUUUUGGAAAACUCAACCUGUCCCAGGUUUUGAUGAAGUUGUAACUGAAAAUACAUAUAUUCAUUCAAAUGAAUAUUAUAGUAAGAAUACAAGAGUAGAACCGUUUUCUUUACCAAAAGGAUUUGAAUGGUCUGACAUUGAUAUUCAUAAUGAUGAAGAAUUAAACGAAGUUUAUACAUUAUUAAACGAAAAUUAUGUUGAGGAUGAUGAUUGUAUGUUCCGUUUUGACUAUGGACCUAACUUUCUUAAAUGGGCUUUAACACCACCAAAAUGGUUAAAAUCCUGGCACUGUGGUGUACGAGCUACCUCUAUUACUAUGAGAACAUAUGACAAAACAAAUCCAAUGGCUGAAGUUAAUUUCUUAUGUGUCCACAAGAAGUUACGUUCUAAGCGAGUUGCUCCUGUUUUAAUACGUGAAAUAACAAGACGUGUUCAUCUGGAAAAAAUUUACCAAGCUUGUUUUACAGCGGGAAUAAUCAUUCCAAAGCCAAUUGCAGCCUGUCGAUAUUGGCAUAGAUCACUUAAUCCUAAAAAACUCAUCGAUGUUGGUUUUUCACAUCUUCCAAGAAAUUCAACCAUUCAAAGACAAAUGAAACUCUAUAAAUUACCUGAAAAACCAAAAACACAAAAUAUCAAGCCUUUAGAAGAAAGACAUGUACCAUCUGCUUAUAAACUCCUUUCAAAAUAUCUAGAAAAUUUUGAUCUUGCACCGGUAAUGACUGAGGAUGAGUUUAAGCACUUCUUUACACCAGUAAAAGAUGUCAUUUACUGUUAUGUUGUUGAAGAUAAAGAUGGUAAUGUUACUGAUAUGUGUUCUUUCUACAAUCUUCCAUCUACUGUUGUUUCUCAUCCUAAGCAUAAGGAAAUUAAGGCAGCAUACAGUUUUUACAAUGUUGCUACCACUGUAUCAUAUACACAAUUAUUGAAUGAUGCACUUAUUUUUGCCUCAGAAAAUAAAUUUGAUGUAUUUAAUGCUCUUAAUGUUAUGGAUAACAGUGAAGAUGUAUUGAAAGAACUCAAGUUUGGUAUUGGAGAUGGUAAUCUUCAUUAUUAUUUAUAUAAUUGGAAAUGUCCUGAAAUGCCUUCUUCAAAAGUUGGACUUGUUUUACAAUAA